UACUGUGUGCAAGUGUAAGAUUGGAAUUAGAGAUUGCUUUGAGGACGGUCAAUUUUUUCCUUCUCUUGUUGCUUCUGGGGAGCUGUGAUGUCUUCGCUGACUGUGAAACCCUCCUUCCUACCCCAGUUAUCUUCUGCUUCUACUUCGUCAACAAGUCUUGUGUCCUUCCGAACUCGUUCGGCGUCAUCGGUUAACUUUCCAAGGAACUUGAAGCAUAAAGGAAGAUUGUUUUUGAGAGUUCAGGCAUAUAAUUCCUCUGAAAAUGACGCUUCCAACAAUUCUGGCGAUUCCAAGCCCUCGAAUGGCGCUCUGUCAAAGAGCAGGAGAGAGAUCUUACUGGAGUACGUUAAGAAUGUGCAACCAGAAUUUAUGGAACUAUUUUUGAAAAGAGCACCCCAACAGGUGGUGGAUGCAAUGCGGCAAACAGUGACAAAUAUGAUCGGAACACUUCCCCCUCAAUUUUUUGCUGUAACAGUUACCACCGUGGCAGAGAAUCUUGCACAGCUCAUGUACAGCGUCAUGAUGACUGGGUAUAUGUUCAGCAAUGCCCAAUACCGUUUGGAGCUGCAAGAAGGCUUACAACAGGUUGCUCUUCCUGACGUAAAGGAUAGAAAGGAUAUGCCAGAUUAUGCACCUGGUACGCAGAAAAAUGUUUCAGGUGAAGUAAUUCGGUGGAACAAUGUUUCUGGUCCUGAGAGAAUAGAUGCUAAAAAGUACAUUGAAAUACUUGAAGCGGAAAUUGAGGAGUUGAAUCGUCAAGUUGGGAGACAAUCAAGCAACGCACAGAAUGAAUUGUUGGAAUAUUUAAAAUCUCUUGAGCCUCAUAAUUUGAAGGAGCUGACCAGCAGUGCUGGGGAGGACGUUAUCCUUGCAAUGAAUACAUUUAUAAAGCGCUUACUGGCUGUUUCAGAUCCUAGCCAAAUGAAGACUAGCGUGACUGAAGCGAGUGCGCCUGAACUUGCAAAACUGCUCUACUGGUUGAUGGUGGUGGGGUAUAGCAUCCGCAAUAUAGAAGUUCGUUAUGACAUGGAACGAGUUCUCGGUACUCCUCCAAAAGUGGCAGAAUUGCCGCCAGGUGAAAACAUUUAAGCAUCUUUACUCUUGAUGGAGCCAACCAACACAAAUCGUCGCUAAGCUGGAGCCCGAUGAAUGCCUUUUAGAUCUUGCACUUAUAAGUUGUCGCCGAAGGCUCAGGUUAUGGAGGGAAAUGCUAUAAUUUUUCUGGAGUCCUAAAUUGGCCAUCUAAUUUUAUUCGGAGAUGUGUCAUCCUUAGAAUUCUGUAUUUGAUAGUCCAGAGGUUUUGCACAGAAAUUUAAGUCGUGUUCAAGUAAUUAUUGGUUAUCCAGAAUUUUUUGUGAGCAAUCAAAUAUUUAUCAGACUCUUGUUAAAGAUGCUCAAAAGUAUUGUCGUGAACCAAAUAUUUGUCACGAGGGAUUUAUGUGCAUACGGAAGACAGCCAUCCACUAAAGAUAGCCGGAUCGUUUCCAAUAUCAUUACUACCAUUUGUAAUUGCUAUCAGUUUCAGUA
This is a messenger RNA of Neltuma alba, 1527 nucleotides long. RefSeq lists its product as uncharacterized. NCBI's taxonomy places the organism in Eukaryota, Viridiplantae, Streptophyta, Magnoliopsida, Fabales, Fabaceae. The record is from RefSeq and is a predicted model, not a curated record. Bases 88 to 1089 code for a protein of 333 amino acids. The transcript is spliced from 7 exons.